AGGAGGAGGAGGAGAAGGAGGAAGGGGGCUGCUGGCUGCCCAUACUUCUAACUUGCUGGGUUCCCUCUGAGCACAAACGCUCCCAUUCACCCAGGACAGGUGCUGUGUUUUGGGGCAGGGCACAAGCCAUGGCCUCAGUCAGUCUGGUGCAGCUGCUGGAUGAUGCCAUCGGGACACCUGAGGUAAACGUCAACUUAGAGGCCCUCCGCAAACUGCUGAAGCUCAUGCUGGAUCACCUGAGGCUGCUGGGCAUGCAAGAUGUGCUCCCCUCGGCUGUGGAGGAGACCCAGCCUGCCAGAUCACACCCUGGCCUGCAGAAGGAGGGCAGGACUGAGGCCAGAGCCCAGGACAUGGGGCAGCAGCCCCAGGAGCCAGGGGAGCAGCUGUCUAGGAAGGACCUGCUGCAGGGGACCAAGAGUGGCCCUCCAGUCACCUCCAUGGCCACCAACAUGGAGAAGACUGAAGCCAAAGAGAGUGGCAUCUCUGAUGCAGAGGCUCCUCCCAGCCCCCGGAGUGCUCCUCUUAAGAUACCCCCAUCCUCCUCUGAGGCCACAGCUCUAUCUCAGGAUCUCUAUGAGGAUAUGGCUGGGAUGAAGGCCACACAGUCCCGCAUGGGAGAGGAAAUCCAGAGGAUCAAGGAGGCACUUGGCCAGGCCACAGAUCUCUGCGAGGAUCUCCGCAAAGAGGUCGAUGAAAUGAAGGCCACACAGUCCCACAUGGAAGAAGACAUCCAGAUGAUCCAGAAAGCUCUUGGCCAGGUGAACUGCUGCCAGUGCAGGAGGGAGAGAGCUGGGUCCCCACACCCUCCCUGCCCCUCACCAUCUUGCCCUGCCAUCCCUGGCCUGUGGCCCUGGGUAUUGCCCAGCAUGAAGGGCAUCAGGAGGGAAGAGAGGAAAGGAUCCACCAGGAGCCCCCCAACUCUGCCUGCAGGUCAGGACAGUGGUAGAGGUCACUGCCUGCCUUAG
Molecule: messenger RNA, 965 nt
Organism: Manacus vitellinus (golden-collared manakin)
Lineage: Eukaryota; Metazoa; Chordata; Aves; Passeriformes; Pipridae
Exons: 3
Coding region: 129-965 (278 amino acids)
Source: RefSeq, a predicted model, not a curated record